AUGCUGGUGUCUGCUUACACUGGUGUCUGCCUACGCGGGUGUCUUCUUACACUGGUGUCUGCUUACGCUGGUGUCUGUCCACGCCGGUGUCUGUCUACGCUGGUGUCGGCUUACACUGGUGUCUGCCUAUGCUGGUGUCUGCUUACACUGGGGUCUGUCCACGCUGGUGUCUGCCUACGCCGGUGUCUGCCUAUGCUGGUGUCUGCCUACUCUGGUGUCUGCCUACGCUGGUGUCUGCCUACGCCGGUGUCUGCCUAUGCUGGUGUCUGCCUACGCUGCUGUCUGCCUACGCUGGUGUCUGUCCACGCCGGUGUCUGCCUAUGCCGGUGUCUGCCUAUGCCGGUGUCUGCCUAUGCUGGUGUCUGCCUACGCUGGUGUCUGCCUAUGCCGGUGUCUGCCUACGCUGGUGUCUGCCUACGCUGGUGUCUGCCUAUGCCGGUGUCUGCCUACGCUGGUGUCUGCCUACGCAUGUGUCUACCUAUGCCGGUGUCUGCCUAUGCUGGUGUCUGCCUAUGCUGGUGUCUGUUUUCACUGGUGUCUGUCCACGCCGAUGUCUGCCUACGCUGGUGUCUGCUUAUGCCGGUGUCUGCCUAUGCCGGUGUCUGCCUAUGCUGGUGUCUGCCUAUGCUGGUGUCUGCCUACGCUUGUGUCUGCCUACGCUGGUGUCUGUCCACGCCGGUGUCUGCCUAUGCCGGUGUCUGCCUAUGCCGGUGUCUGCCUAUGCUGGUGUCUGCCUACACUGGUGUCUGCCUACGCUGGUGUCUGCCUACGCUGGUGUCUGCCUACGCUGGUGUCUGCCUAUGCUGGUGUCUGCCUACGCUGGUGUCUACCUAUGCCGGUGUCUGCCUAUGCUGGUGUCUGCCUAUGCUGGUGUCUGCCUAUGCUGGUGUCUGCCUAUGCUGGUGUCUGCUUUCACUGGUGUCUGUCCACGCCGAUGUCUGCCUACGCUGGUGUCUGCUUAUGCCGGUGUCUGCCUACGCUGGUGUCUGCCUAUGCUGGUGUCUGUCUACGCUGGUGUCCGCUUUCACUGGUGUCUGUCUAAUGUGUGUCUGA
Molecule: messenger RNA, 1053 nt
Organism: Knipowitschia caucasica
Lineage: Eukaryota; Metazoa; Chordata; Actinopteri; Gobiiformes; Gobiidae
Source: the annotation of a GenBank genome assembly